Molecule: messenger RNA, 2668 nt
Organism: Eurytemora carolleeae
Lineage: Eukaryota; Metazoa; Arthropoda; Copepoda; Calanoida; Temoridae
Product: tyrosine-protein kinase HTK16
Exons: 31
Coding region: 1-2520 (839 amino acids)
Biological process (GO): cell surface receptor protein tyrosine kinase signaling pathway; innate immune response; protein phosphorylation
Cellular component (GO): extrinsic component of cytoplasmic side of plasma membrane
Molecular function (GO): ATP binding; signaling receptor binding; non-membrane spanning protein tyrosine kinase activity
Source: RefSeq, a predicted model, not a curated record
AUGGGACGCUCUGCAGUAUAUUUGAUCUGUGAUCGUGCAAUCGAAACAGUUCACACAAUCAAUUUGUUUAAACGGGCUGAAGCUGAGGCAAAGCUGAAAGAGGCUGGAUUCAGUGAGGGAACUUUCCUUGUUCGUGACUCAAUAACAAGCGAAGGAGAUUACGUACUAUCAGUUGUACAUAAUGAAGAGGUUAUUCAUUAUCAGAUUAGAAAACGAGGAGAAGAUGCGCUCUUCUCUCUGUCUGCUGAACCUAAGGUUAUUCACGGAUUGGAUCAGUUGGUAAAAUUCUAUUCAACUAGUUCUAAAAGUGGACUUCAACAUUCCUUAUCAGAUUAUGUACCUGGCUCCCUUGCACCACCAGAAACUCGAUUACAUGGGAAUGAGAAUUUAUUGCACAGAGCUACAGCUGAAGGAAAUAUAACUGUAGUGACUGAGCUCCUUGCUUCUGGAUAUAGGAAUCUAGACUCAAAGAACCAUGAUGGACAGACAGCCCUACAUAUUGCAACCUUACAUGGACAUAAGUCUGUGUUAGAGGCUCUGCUUAAAUAUGGAACUAGAGUAAAUGUCAGUGAUACCCAGGGUUAUACUGCACUACACUACGCUUGUAUAAAUGGAUCUCAGGAACUUACCAAAUCUUUGCUUACUAAAGGACGAGCUAAUCCAACUAUUAGGAAUGAAUUGACCCAAUGGGUUCCUCUGCACGAUGCAGCAUACAAGGGACACAUAGAUUGUGUAAUUGCUUUACUAGACCAGUUUGCCCCAUCCAAGCCAAGAACACCUAAGAAUGAAACUCCGGCCGAUCUUGCGAGGACAACCGGCCAUCAUGAGGUUGCUGCGUUCCUUGAUUCAUACCCAGUACUUCAUCCAGAAACCAAUAAAACGGAGUGGUACCAUCCCAGCAUCGAUCGUAAACAGGCUUUAGAUAAGUUAAAAAAGAAGGGACUGGAUGAUGGAACUUUUCUGAUCAGAAAUAGCAGCAAAAAGAGAUUUUACGUUCUUAGUAUGCUGUGGAAGAAAAAAGGUCACCAUUUUGAGAUAGAGAAACAGGGUAUUUACUUUUUUAUAGAUGAAGGACCUUAUCAUCUCUCCCUAGAACAUCUUGUUCAACAUUAUUCAAGGUUUAGUGACGGUUUACCAUGCGCUUUAAGGAACCCCGUACCAUCUUUAGAAUCUUUUAGAUUGUUUGAUGUGAUUGCCAGUAACCCAGUGGUCCCCACUGCUCCUAUACAUUCAUUAUCUGUACCCGCAGCACCCUCUGCUCCAAGGCUACCAUCUCCUACAACUCCAACAGCUCUGAGUUUAUUAACCUCUCCUACCUCGCCUCCUGGAGCCUUCACUAAUUGGAGUAAUAAUGGAGUCCUCAGUACAACAAGGAAGAGUGUGCCAGCAAUACCUGAGCGUAUCGGUCAACCUGCUGGUCCACUGCUUCCUCCUAAAUCAGAUCUAGCCGAGUAUAACGGGACGAAGAUCUGGAGUGAACAGGGAACUAUGAGGAUGGAGGACAAGGUGAAGGUGGAGGAGGAGAGUCCUCUCCUGGCUCCCCGAGUACCUACCAGAUCUAGACUCCUGGCAUAUCCAUCCAACCUGAGAACCAUUGAUAAUCAGAAACUAUACGCUAACAAUGAUACUCUCAGGAGAGUUCGACAUAGUAAAGAUAAUAUUCCUCAAGAGUCCAUCAAGUUAACUGAUUCUAUAGGAAAAGGUGAGUUUGGUUCUGUGUUUAAAGGCAGCUAUAUGACGGAGCAGGGUGUAGUUAAGGAGGUGGCAAUAAAAGCUCUUAGUGAAGAUAGUAUUGAACCAAGCCAGAGUGAGGAAUUUCUCCGUGAAGCUAAAAUCAUGAUGUCCCUGGACCAUCAGUGUGUUGUCCAACUACUGGGAAUAUCUCAUGGUCCUCCUGUAUUUAUGGUCAUGGAACUCGUCCCCCUAGGUUCUAUGCUUGAAUAUCUGCAGGAACAUCCAGAUACUGUGGGAACAGAUAUGGAGCUACCACUGUGGGCCAGUCAGAUAGCAUGCGGCAUGCUUUAUCUUCAAACAAAAAGAUUUGUGCAUCGAGACUUAGCUGCCAGAAAUAUCCUUCUGUCAUCCAAAUACCAGACAAAGAUAUCAGAUUUUGGACUCUCACGAGUAGUAGGGGAUAAAAACUACUAUAAGUCUGUUCAAGGAGGAAAAUGGCCUAUUCGAUGGUAUGCUCCAGAGUGCAUAAAUUUUGGGACUUUCUCACAUGCUAGUGAUGUUUGGAGCUAUGGAGUUAUGCUCUGGGAGAUGUACAGUUAUGGAAAACAACCUUUUGAGAAUAAAACUUCCCAAGAGUUCAUACAGUACAUAGAAGCUGGACACAGAUUACCCCAACCUGAUAUGGCGACUAAUGAUGUAUAUGAUUAUAUGUUGAAGUGUUGGGAGUAUAAUCCACAGGAAAGGCCUGGAUUUGAUGAUCUGUUCCAAGUGUUCUCCGAUAACCCGGAGUAUAUGAACCUGACAGAGUUACUCCGGACUCAAGAUUUUCAGCAGUUAGGGAUGUAACCCGGAGUAGAUGAACUUGACAGAGUUACUCCGGACUCAAGAUUUUCAGCAGUUAGGAAUAUAACCCUGAGUAUAUGAACCUGACGAAGUUACUUCGUGCCCAAGAUUUUCAGCAGCUAGGAAUGUAACCCUGAGUAUAUGAACCUGA